AGACAGAAACCCGUUUCGACUGUCGUAUCAGUUCAACACGAGACUUCGGUGUUCGUAGUUGGUGGGUUGUACCGUUUCUAACCUAACCUGUUGAGCGUCUCUGUGCGUCCUUUGAACGAUUUCUGGUAUUGUAACGGAUUCCAUCGUUUGAAUCAGACGCAACUGUUACGACGAAAAAGCUACCAAAAUGGGUUGCGCAAUGGGAUUGGUCAAAACUCUACUCUUCGUAUUCAAUUUCAUUUUUGCGGUAUGCGGGUUGGGUAUCCUAGCUGUAGGUGUCAUCGUACACUUAGAGCUGGCAAGUGUCUCCCAACACCUCGAUGCCAAUAUUAUGUUCCCAUCGAUAACGUUGAUUGUCCUUGGUAGCAUAAUAUUUGUGAUAUCGUUUUUCGGAUGUUGUGGUGCCAUCCGCAGCAGCCAUUGCAUGAUUGUUACCUUUGCCUCGAUGCUUAUGUUCAUCUUGCUGAUUCAAGUAGCAGUUGCAGUGUACGCUUUCGUGGUCAUCAAGCAAGUCGAUCCUGAUACUGUCAGGAAGGGUUACAAUGAAUUAUUCCAGAGUUACCCCACGGAAGGGCAGAACAGAGAAAUUGUAGAUAUAGUUCAAACUGCUUUCAAGUGCUGUGGUGUCGUCUCUAAGGCCGAUUAUUCUCCUCAUGAUAACUUCAAUGGUACUAUUCCCUGGAGUUGUUGCGGUAAACCUGAAGGACAGAGUUGUUCAAUGAAUGAAUCGUACGAUAAGGGUUGUGCGCAAGAAUUGGAAUCUGCGCUGAAAAAAGCGGGAACCUUAUUGGGUGGCGUUGCAGUCGGUAUUGCCGGAGUUGAGUUGAUCGGCAUCAUUUUCGCACUUUGCCUGGCGAAUUCCGUCAGGAAUGCUGAACGCAGAGGUUACAGAGUGUGAGAGUUUUAAUAAACAAAAGAAAGUAUAUAUUGCAUAAAAAGUAAUAUAAUUGAUAACACUACCAUUAAAUGACUUGAUUGUAAGAUCCGGUAGAGGUUACUGAUACUACAAACAAGACAAAUUUACACAAUUGUUUUUAUUACAACUGAUAGAAGUGCAAAUUCUAGAGCGAGAAAGUGCCUUUCGUUUCAGCUUUUUGUGUAUCAUUUCUCGUUUGAAUAUCGAACCUUCUUGGUGUGCGAUGUCGAACGUAUAAACAUAUUGUUUAACGUGACUUUGUUUUUUUAAUUUUUAUAUAUUUCUAUGAAAUUGGAUAUAUUACUUACGUAGACGACAUAGUAGUAAUAUGUAGUGAUAUACGAAGAUCGCGAUAACCGGUGCAAAAUAUUUAUUUUUAAAGGCUUGGCAAUUUUUUUUUUUUUUUUUAAUUUUAUCUUAGCUAUUUACCACCUUUUUCGUGUACACGAUUAUUAUUAAUAUUAUUAUCGAGUCGAAAUAUCCUGAAUCUUUGUGAAAAGAAAAACUACAAUUUUGGAAAAAUUAAGAAUAUUCAACGAAAAUUCUAAAUUAUAGCGCAUUACGUAUAAUACGACGAAUAUUAUAGGAACGUAUUUUUAUAAUAUUUUGAUAAGUAUUACACAUCGCUUACAGAUGCUUUUAUAAAAUAUAAUUCAUAUUGUUCUUUGUACAGCACAUAUUCACUAUACUUCUCUAAGAGUAAUGUCGAACGACAUAUUUUCAUUUUAAUAAAACCUAUUUUACCCAAA
Molecule: messenger RNA, 1665 nt
Organism: Osmia bicornis bicornis
Lineage: Eukaryota; Metazoa; Arthropoda; Insecta; Hymenoptera; Megachilidae
Product: CD63 antigen-like
Exons: 5
Coding region: 188-898 (236 amino acids)
Cellular component (GO): membrane
Source: RefSeq, a predicted model, not a curated record